Molecule: messenger RNA, 3912 nt
Organism: Cydia pomonella (codling moth)
Lineage: Eukaryota; Metazoa; Arthropoda; Insecta; Lepidoptera; Tortricidae
Exons: 2
Coding region: 1229-3232 (667 amino acids)
Source: RefSeq, a predicted model, not a curated record
UGUCUUUCGGGCAGAGUUGGACGUAAUCGAUUCCUUUUGGAAUUAAUUACACGAUUACAUUCCAGUAAUCAUGAUUCCUCAUUAAUCGAUUAUUUGGGUAAUCAAAAUUAAUGUAAUACUGUACUUUGAUUACGUCUGUCAUCCAUUCCUUUGGAAUCGGUAUUGUAAUCCACUACUGUAAUAUUGAUUCCUCGGUAAUCAAGUACUUAAGUAAUCUGAAUUACUUUACUUCAAUUCCAGGCUUAUUACUUAAUUGGCAAACCUUAUUUUAUAAUUUUGUUAAUGUCACUAAAAUUGUUUUUGGUCUACAUGUCAUUCUAGCAUUUCACUUUCACAUUAAAUUUUGGUGUUGAAUCUUAAAAAUUGGGUUAAUAUUUAUAACACAAUGACAUGCAUGAUUGAUGUGGAGGAAUUUCGAUGUUUUAAAAUGGAACUUCAGGCAAAAUUAGAAAUAACCAAAAUUCGUCAAGGAAAUGCCAAUUACGAGCCCAAUUUAUGCUGCUGUCUGCUAAAUUUUCGUGAGAGGUGCCUGAAGGUGAUGUUCAAACGAAAACACUUUUUAGAUUUUGAAGAUUGUUGGGAAGAAGUAAUGGAGGUAUUUCGAAAACACCAAGAAAAGGGCCUUCGUUACAAUAAAGACCUAAGAGAUGAUAAUUGCACAUGUGUUACACAGCCAUCACAUUUAAGAAAACAACUAUUGAAGAUACCUCCACAAGUAUUUGAAACAUUUUGGUUUGAGGCUGUAAAUAAAAUUGAAAAAUAUGCAGACGAUUUUAGUAAAUAAUGUUUUCCCGUCGUAUUUUAUGGAAAUUAUUCGUGCCUUGUCAACUAUUUCAGGGAGAGUCCUAAAGCAAAUUAAAAUAGAUAGGGUAAAUUUUAUUAAUUUUCAUCAAUAUACGAUAGUAAAGUAAGUAUAAUUCAUUACACCUGUACCUGUACUCGAACUUGAAGAUUUUCCCGCAGUGAACGUGUUAAAUAAACACUUCAGAUACCAGAUUAUAAUUCCCAAGGAAGUGUACAGAGUACAGAUGUAGUGCAUAAUGUUUUUGAAUCGUCUCUGCCGCUAUAAUUGUGUUAUCAGACCUAUUUAGAUAACGUUGAAGAGGUCCUACUAAAAUAUUAUAAUAUGCCUCACUGACAAUGUCAAUUGAACUUGACAAAUGUAACUACACUUCAGCGGGUUUACAAUCCAAUAGUCCAAUUUAUAAAUCCAUCCCAUAACUCCACUAUGGAUUUGGAUUCACCAGCUGUCGGCGAAGAAACAUCAGCCUCAAGUUCCGAAUCUGAAAUUUUAUUUGAUGGUACGUUUUUUUCCAAAAUUACGUCUAAAACAACAAAUUCGUCCACUGUGGCAGCGUGCGUGAAAUGUUUACCAUUAAACGUUGAAGUAAAAGGCUAUAAAAAAUGCUCUUCCAACUUCAUUAAACACCUGAAGAGAAAACAUGGACCUGACUGUGUUGAAGAAUACAAAUCAUAUUGCAUACAGAAGAAAAGAAAAAAGCCGCAAUCAACAUCAGUUCAAAAUCGUCAAGUGCUUAAAACUAGCAGCUCUUACUCUCAAGAAGAGUUUGAUAGCGACGUAGUAAAAUUUUUUUUACAUUCGAUGAUACCACUCAGUUGUGUAGAAGAUCCACAUUUCAUUCGAAUCUUAAAGAGACUGCAUGUCGACAGUUUGGGAUUGACUAUUAUGAGUCGUACAACUUUGACCCGUCGUAUAAAUCAACAUUAUGAUGAUCAAGUUAAAGUAAUUAAAGAUUUAAUGAGCAGGGUAAAUUUUAUCUGUGCAACUGCAGAUAUCUGGUCCAGCCGGAAAAGAAGUUUUUUAGGCCUGACGGCACAUUGGAUCGAUCCUGAUACUUUUCUAAGAUCAUCGAGGGCAUUGGCAUGUCGGAGAUUCCCGGGAGUGCAUAAUUAUGAACGCAUAACUAAUCUACUAAGAGACAUUUUACAUGAAUUUGACUUAGAUUUGCCUAAGAUUGUUGCUAUUACUACAGAUAAUGGUAGCAAUUUUGUUAAGGCUUUUAAAGAAUUCGGAGUUCACCCAGGUAGCAUAGAAACAAAUGACAAUUGUGAGACCGUUUCUAAUGUCUCUAAUGAUGAUAUCGAAGAAGAGCCCUUGAUGAUUUCAGAUUCAAAUAAAGGUUGUAUUGACUUUUUAAAUGAUCAUGCACUGCUACCGUAUCAUAUGCGAUGCUGUUCCCAUACUUUGAAUCUGAUAGCCACAACAGAUUUAAAACAUUUACUUACCACUGACACUGCUCUGUCCAACAUUCAUAAGAGUGUAAUAGAUAAAUGUAAUCGUCUUUGGAAAAUGGCGAAUCGUCCCAAAAGCUCUGAAAUCAUCCAAAAUAUAUUGGGACAUAAUCUUAGUCGACCAGGCGAAACUCGUUGGAACAGUAUGUAUGAUGCCCUAAAGCAAAUUUUAUCGAUUAAAGAAAAAAACAGUGUUCUACAUGAAGGGCUCGGUUUGGAAAAUCCGCUGCGUAAUACAGAUUUCAAUUAUAUAGAAGAAUAUCUGUCUUGUUUGAAACCCGUAGCAGCAGUACUGGAUAUUCUUCAAGGAGAAAAUAAUACCUAUUACGGUUUAUUGCUACCAACACUACUGAUGCUUAAAAAAAAAGUACAUGCCCUACAGCAAAACAAUUAUCAAUAUUGUAAACCAAUUGCGGUUCAAUUAUUAAAACAAGUGCAGAGUCGUUUCGACGAUUUAUUGAAACUUACAGGACCUGCAGCAGAAAAAGCAAUUAUCGCCGCUCACAGCUAUCCCAGGUUCAAGAACUCAUGGUACCAAUGCGUGGAUUCCGAACAUCACGCUAGGUUAAAAAAUAUGUUUUUGACGGCUGUAUCGGAGGAAUCUCAACAUCAUUCAAAUAUCGAGCCUGAGAUAUUUCAACAUACACAUGACUUUGAUGACGCGUUUUACGAUUUCAGUAAUUCAAAUAGUGACAGCAACACUAGCGGCGGCAGCGGCGGACACUCAAUCAGAGCAGAAUAUUGUAUAUUAGGAUAUCUAUCAGAUACAUCACGGUCAUUAGAUAUCCUGAACAAAUAUCCUGAGAUAAAAAAAGUUUUUCUGAAGUAUAAUACACCUCUGACCUCUUCAGCUCCCGUAGAACGACUGUUCUCUUAUGCGACUAUGACAAAUACUCCAAAAAGCAACCGAUUAACAGACGAGAACUUUGAGCGACGAGUUAUAUUAAAAGCCAACUUGAAUAAUGAAAAACAUUCUUAAAUCUAAGAAAUAAUUCACUUAGCUUUGUACCUGACCGAUAAUUCAUAUUGUCAAUUGUGUCUGGACCCACCUCACUCUUUUGUAAUGAAAGAUAUUGUACAGUCGAGUUCAUAAAUAUAUGAGUAUUGCCAGGGCUUCACAAAUAAAUGUACAUGGGAAAGUUCAUCAUUCAUAAUUAUACUUUAGGAAAACCUUUUUUUUAUGGAAAAUGCUCAUAUAUUUAUGAACUCGACUGCAAGUACAGUCAAGGCGUUACCGUUGCCGUUACCCACUAAAGGGUUUAAACGAUAAAUUUUAAAGCCGUACUUAAUUUUAAUUACGCAUAUUUAAUUUAAAGCUUAAGUAAUAGCGACAAGUUUAUUUUAAUUUUAUUUAGUUGAGUACAAUAAAUAAAACUAAUAUUUAUGAUUGAAGAAACUAUUUUUAUUUCAUACAUGUUGUGUGAUGGAUGUGGAAUCAGGAAUAUCUUGAGUUUCUUUGAGCAAUCCUUUUUUUCUCGCCGAGAUUUGUAUAGUGUUUUCUCAAAAAUUCGCAUACUUAAGUAGAGUCCGAAUUUAGGGUCCAUUUUGAAAUCUAAGAUGGCGGCACGUUUUUAGGGUCACGCAAGUCAACCAGGAACCCUUAGGUCGGCCUUACACAUUGUGAAUCAUAAUUCAUAUUAUGAGUUCAGAAUGCACGGA